This is a messenger RNA of Nicotiana attenuata, 1067 nucleotides long. RefSeq names its product protein ODORANT1-like. Lineage: Eukaryota; Viridiplantae; Streptophyta; Magnoliopsida; Solanales; Solanaceae. The coding region runs from base 27 to 1067 and encodes 346 amino acids. The transcript is spliced from 3 exons. The record is from RefSeq and is a predicted model, not a curated record.
UUUCUCUGUGUUAACUUAGCGUUAAAAUGGGAAGGUCCAAGUGCUGUGAUAAAGAAGGUUUAAAGAAAGGGCCAUGGACACCAGAAGAAGACCAAAAACUCUUGUCUUGCAUUGAGGAACAUGGUUGUGGUAGCUGGCGUGCUUUGCCUGCUAAAGCUGGUCUGCAGAGGUGUGGGAAGAGUUGUAGGCUAAGAUGGAUCAACUAUCUAAGGCCAGAUAUCAAGAGAGGAAAGUUCAGUUUACAAGAAGAAAGAACUAUCAUUCAGCUUCAUGCUCUUCUUGGAAACAGAUGGUCAGCAAUAGCAGCUUACUUGCCUAGCAGAACAGACAACGAGAUAAAAAACUAUUGGAACUCACGUUUGAAGAAGAGAUUAACGAAAAUGGGCAUUGACCCAAUGACUCACAAGCCAAAAAUCACAAACAACAUUAAUGGUAGCUCAAAUGAUCAAUCUAAGUAUGUUGCAAACCUUAGUCAUAUGGCUGAAUGGGAAAGUGCAAGACUUGAAGCAGAAGCAAGACUUGUUCGUAGAUCAAAAGAUCACUCUAAAUUCCUCUUCAAUAACACUCGCAACAACAACAACAACAACUACGUCGUUUCGCAACCUUAUUAUCAACUUCCUUGUCUUGACAUAUUAAAAGCAUGGCAAAGAGCAAGCACAAAAUUACCAACAACAAAUGACAUUAGUUCUAUUCUUCUUGAUGGUUUUGCUAACAAAAACCUCGAAUCAUCGAUACCAUCAACAUUAAAUUCCUCGGAAAAUUUGUUGAUGAACAAUAAUGUACCAAAUACUACAAAAGUUGGUGAUCAAAAUCUUCCUUUGUCUACAAUUACUUGUUUGGAAAAUCCUUGCCCAACAAAAGAUGUCCAAACAGACCUUCCAAGUUUUAUUGAAGAGUUCUCAGAGUUAUUUGAUCCUGAAUAUACACAAAAUUCAGCAAAUAAUUUUACUGGAGUACAAAUGGAUAAUUUUUUGGGGAGUUGCUCAGGGGAUUUUGAAGAUAACAAGUUUAAUUCGAACAACUUCCCUUAUUUGGUUACUUCACCAAUUGGUUCUCCAGUAUUCUGA